Molecule: messenger RNA, 1271 nt
Organism: Brassica rapa (field mustard)
Lineage: Eukaryota; Viridiplantae; Streptophyta; Magnoliopsida; Brassicales; Brassicaceae
Source: RefSeq, a predicted model, not a curated record
UUGCUGGGAAUUAAGACAGGAGAGGUCUCAUUUCGCUCCUUUCGCCAUCACUAGCCACAUCCAACAGGUCUUAAACAUGCUAUAUCCACUGCUCUCGUGCUCUCAUCUAUGUAAUUAUGCUGUGGACUUGAAGAAGGAAAUGCCAUCAAGUGAAACUUACGGAUUGGGCAUAGUUGGAUUGUCCUUUAUUAUUAAUGCAGUCGAUGGUGUUUUCACAUCAAUAUCAAGCGAGUUUCGUCAUCAACGGGGUUCUCCGACAUGUCCAAAUAGUCAUGUCCGCUUCAUUCUAGAUCUAGCUCAGAGUCAUCCAUUGCUUGAAGAUUGCAGUCCCAUAGCCUUACAACAAAAGGCUAAUCAAACCUCCUCAUGCCGGGGCCAUGAGAGAACCUUCGCACCCGAGUGCAAGAAUUGUUUAAUGCUGCCUUACUCUGUAGCUAGCUCUAAAGGAAUCUUCCCAAAGUCCCCACUCAAAAGGCAGAGUAGCAGAGGAGCACAACUGAAGUCCCUUGGUGAUUUUGAUCGGUCUUGGAAAGAUUUCAAAAUGUUCAUCAAUCAACCAGCGACUACAAAGCCCGGUAUUUGCUCUCACUUUCAUACUAUGACAGAGUAUAGUGAGGAACUGCUUGAAUCUGGUUUCAUUAAUACUCUCUGGUACCGAUACGGUAAUAUCGGCAUCAAGAGUCUUUUGUUGGCCAUAUGUCAUGCCUUCUCACCAAGUCUUGUCAAGCUGUUUUGUUGCUUCACCGGUGUGAUGAUGGCCCGGUCUUCAUCGCCAUCUUCACUUGUCCACCACUGUCCUUUAAAAUUAUCUUUUCAGGAUAAGUUUAUGAAAAUGUCCUCUCGCCAGGGCCGAGAGAGAUCGCCAUCCACUUCCUCCUUUCAGGAGAGAACCUUUUCACAACAGUCCCUCUUUUUAAGAGGUGAUUCUCACCCGGUUCUCGAAAAGUGGAUCAUCACUGAUGCAGGAAUAUCCACAUCUCACUCAACGACAUCUCCUUUUGUAGCUUCGCCCCUAAUUGCGAAAACUUUGGUAAGUCAAAACGCCAUGAUCUCUGCUCACAGUUAUGGGACAAACUCCCUCAGCUUAGAAGCCCUUUAUAAGAAGCUUCCGGUUUUUGUCCAUGAUUCAAACCGUUUAACCUAUCCUUUUAUUGCUUUAGUUUCCCUUAGUGUAACAAGUGAGUUUUACUCUCUGACAGUGAGUUCUCUACUUGUAAUCUUUGUUUAAGUGUUAAUAUAAUCUCUAGUUUCACAAAAAAAAAAAAAGAAAA